AUGUGUGGGCUGACGAUAAAUUUCAAAGUCAUUGCUCUCAAUCAACAUGAAAGAGCAAGACAGAAAAAUGUUCAUGCAAAUUUCGUUACAACAUUUCACAACGUUUAUGGUAUAGUGGAAAAGACAAACUGCGAUAUGUGUCAACAUGUGUGGAAGGAAUUUCCAAUAACUCGUAACAAAAAUACACUCGAUUGGUUACAUCGUCAAACAAACAAAUAUAAAGCCACUCAGUAUAAGUUGGAGCAAAUAAUGUUUCUUUUAUUCAUGGAUAAAGAUGAGAAGAUUUAUGAAAUGACAAAUGACAAUACAUCAUCGUUGCUUAUUGUUUGUUGA
This is a messenger RNA of Clunio marinus, 333 nucleotides long. The record is from the annotation of a GenBank genome assembly. Lineage: Eukaryota; Metazoa; Arthropoda; Insecta; Diptera; Chironomidae.